Molecule: messenger RNA, 2853 nt
Organism: Diaporthe citri
Lineage: Eukaryota; Fungi; Ascomycota; Sordariomycetes; Diaporthales; Diaporthaceae
Exons: 4
Coding region: 1-2853 (950 amino acids)
Biological process (GO): phosphatidylcholine biosynthetic process
Molecular function (GO): phosphatidylethanolamine N-methyltransferase activity
Source: RefSeq, a predicted model, not a curated record
AUGAGCUCUGCUGCGGACCUCCCUGCCGGCGACGGCUCCUUGCGCCAGCGAACUGGUGUGGCCUCACAACCCGUCCUCUCCGCCGAGCACUCGGCCUCUAACCACCCUCUUGAAAAGGAGCCGACCCGUCCCGACGCCAACCAUGAUGCUCAACAACCUGGCGAACAUGACAAGCCCAGCAAGACCUACGGGCGGACUCCAGAUGGGACCGUCUUCAUCGUCCCCACCACCCACGACAUGGUCAGCCAACUCUUUGACCCCCGAGAGCCCAAGAACCUCUCCGAUGCUGUCGUCCUCGUGAUUCUCGCCCUGCACAUCCUGCUUGCCUAUGCCCUGCCCACCGAGCUCAAGAAGCCGGUCGUGGCCGCCGUCUUCAUCUUCUGGAGGGCAUCGUACAACCUUGGCAUCGGCGUCUUGCUCCAGGAACAGUCCAACGGUAAGCUGAUGGUGACGUGGGCCAAACGCUGGAGGCUGUUUGUGAACCCCUCCACCGGACAGCAGCCCAGGCCAUGGCUCUACAACAUGCUCAAGAAGGAGCUGGAGGCAAAGAUUCCCGAGGACUACAAGUUUGAGGACGCCCCGCUCGAGUACAAUACCUGGCUCGUCUUCCGCCGCCUCGUCGAUCUGAUCCUGAUGUGUGACUUUGUGUCCUACUGCCUCUUCGCUCUUGUCUGCGCCCACGUGCCCGAGGGUGAAACCCCCUUGGUCUUCCUGUGUCGCUGGGCUGUAGGCGUCGCGCUGUUCGUGUUCAACGUCUGGGUCAAGCUUGAUGCCCACCGAGUAGUGAAGGACUACGCCUGGUACUGGGGUGACUUCUUCUACCUCGUCGACCAGGAGCUGACCUUUGACGGCGUCUUUGAGAUGGCGCCUCAUCCCAUGUACAGCAUUGGCUAUGCCGGAUACUAUGGUAUCUCUGCCAUGGCUGCCAGCUAUGAGGUCUUGUUCAUCUCGAUUGCGGCGCACCUGGCCCAGCUUGCCUUUCUGGUUGUGGUCGAAAACCCGCAUAUCGACAAGACUUACAACCCCCCGGCCCCAAGGUCCAAGUCAGAUUCAGAGCAGGACAUCCCGGCCGAGCCUGUUGAUGAAGCGUCUAGAGAGGCACUGGCACCUGUGCACAACCUCCUUGGCCUCCGGAACAUUGAUCUCCUUCGCUCCACGGACUACUCCGUCAUCCUGGCUUCCAUGUAUGUGGCGCUGCUGGCGAUUAUCACCCCCUCAACUCCAUUCUACCAGGCGCUGUUCUUCCUGCACGCCCUCUUGUGGAAGCUGUGGUUCUGUGUUGGAAUCGGCAUCCUCUUGACUCUGCAAUCAAAGGAGAGGAUGAUCACGCGUCACUUCGUCAAGUAUGGAGAGAGCGCCGGAGAGGCUUGGCGCCAGUGGAAGGGUUUGUACCACUUCAGUAUGACACUGUCCGUGGCGUCGUUUUGCGCAGUCUGCUGGAAGAUAUACAGCCUCCCAGAGGACUGGGCGCACGGCUGGGUUCUUUUGAGGCAUGUCAUCGGCGUCAGUCUCAUCGCCUUGCAGAUCUGGACGUUCGUCAGUGUCUAUGACUCCCUGGGCGAGUUUGGCUGGUUCUACGGCGACUUCUUCUUUGACCACAAGGCGAAGUUGACCUACAACUCCAUCUACCGGUUCCUGAACAACCCGGAGCGCAUAAUCGGACUGGCGGGUCUAUGGGGCGCGGCGGUGAUUACAUGGAGCAGGUCCAUUGCGUUGUUCGCGCUCCUAAGUCAAAUCCUUACCAUGGGCCACAUCGAAUUCGUCGAGAGACCACACAUGCACAAGGUGUAUGGGUCUGGGAAUCUCCGAGAGGAGGCGGGUCUCACUAAGUUUAUCAAGAACUCCCUUCCUCCUCCAGUCAAGGGCUGGUCUUCCAGCGUGGACAAAGUCCUGGACGAGACUAGGCACUUCGUCGACGAUGUCAUCACCACUGCAGGCCCGAUGCUUGCGAGUGGCGUGUCUAGCAUCGCUCGCGACACCACAGCGCUGUUCAACAAGUACCCAGCUCGGCUAACCAUCACGCGGAUCCCUCCUGACUUGGCUGGCCUCAAUCCCAAGGACUACUCGCUAAGCCUCACUGGCACCUCCACCGUGUCCCCUGUCAGCGAGAGGGCAACCGGAAAAGAGAGUCUCACGGCCCGCGUGGACAAGGACUUCAAGACACAUGUAUUUGAGUAUGGUGCUCCCAUCCGCGUCAAGUGGACGGCGCCCGCGAACCACAGCAAGAAGGACUGGGUUGGGCUCUACAUGGUCACCGACAAUCGAUCUCGGGAAAAGACUGAAGUACCGUCUUUGGGCCGCUGGAUUCCGACAACCCCGGAAUUCUACGGUGAGUCCUACAGCACCGGCGUGGUUAAAUCGGACGAGCCAGUGCCCAACUCGGACAUGGUCUCGGGAGAGAUGGUGUUCGAAGGCGACAAGCUCUGGUGGACCCAAGGUGUGUUCGAGUUCCGCUACCACCACGAUGGCUCGCACCAGGUCAUGUCGGUCAGCGAGCCGUUCGAGGUAGGCAUCGGCCGCUUCGAGGAGGAAGACGAGCAGGCGAUCGAAGCGGCACUCCUCCCCGUCGUGCGCAACUGCUUGGACCGUGACAACGACAUCGCGCCCAGCACGGUCGACGAGCGGUUCGGCAGCCACGUGGAGAGGGACAGCAAAUAUGCAAAGCGGGUGGUGUAUGCGAUCCGCAACAUGUUCGGCAUCGAGUUCGCGCCGGCGGUUGUGCCUGCGGAUGGGAACGUGAGGAGGCUGGCCUGGCGGGUUUGUAAUGCAAGGCAGGUUCUGGCACCUUACUCCAUGUCUUCCCACUCCAACGGGCCAUCCACGCCCACGACGGACAAGUUUCCUGAGGAGUAG